AUGACAGCGAUCUGCUUCGUGUGCAACCUGCCGAUCCUGAGCCAUCAGGUGGGGCUGGUUUGGGAAGGAGGGAAUGGCUGGGAUGAUUUUAUGCGGGAACAGGUGGAGGAUGCGACUGCGAAACAACGACUCGGAACCGGAAGGCGCGACUCCGCGACGCAGAUCUCGCCGUCGAACGAGACCCACGAGACAUCGCCGACGAAGCAGCGACGUCGACGGUCCAGUUUGGCUCAAUUGACGGACAUUCUGAGGACUGGAUGGAGCGGCGGCGGUGGCGGUGGCAGUGGCGGUGGUGGCGGAGAUGCUUCUGGGAAAAGUACCCGUGGGAACAAGCUUUGUCGUCGCGAAACAUUGGCGGACAUCGCGAAAUCGUUUCCAUGGUCGAGGCAGACGACGGACGCCAGCCAUUUGGAGCGGUUUCGUAAAUGUCGCGAAAGCUCCGUGGACAGCGGGAUCAGGAGCCAAGCGUCGACGAAAUCGCGGAGGGACUCGGUGAUCAGCGAUCUGAAAAACGACAUCGCGAAACUGUGGAGCAAAAAGGACGAGACGCCGCAGCCGCCGCCUAAGGUGAUCUCGCCGUCCCCUCGACGAGGUUCCGGGGAGUCGAGGAACUCCAGACGUGGUUCCGGCGAGAGUGGACGAUCCAGAAGAGAUUCCGUGAUCACGGGACAGACCCCGAGUCCAGGUGAACGGAAGCAUAACUGCCGGCACCAUAGACGCAGACAGUCGCAACAGUCGAUGGACGGGGGUAGUAUCAUCACGCCGCCGAAGUAUGAUAGACACAAUCAACGACCGAGUGCUUCUAGCACCGAUAGCGCGGCCAGCAACGCUGUCAGAGACCACAUGGAGGCCAGGAACUCGAUGGAAAAAAGCGACCGAUCGAGCAGCAUCGAUAAGCCUAGCCUGAUGGUGGACACAAAGGCGCUAACGCCGACGACGACCACUACUACCAUCACCACGACGUCCAUGAUCGACGGCAAGACGCCCGUUACAACGUCCAUCGAUUCGAAAACGUCGACGACGACGAGCACCACGACGACGUCCACGUCCACAGCGACCUUGUUGACCGUGGACGCGAGAACUGGCGGGGACAGCAGAAAUCUUAGCCUGGACGCGUCCAUCACACCUCCUACUAUUGUAAUGUCGUCGGUUACGCCUCCGUCAGUUUCACCGACGACCGGACGAAGCCUACCGCUUCCGGCACCUUCCACUUCCGGCAGCUCCAGUCCCCUUGGCUCGCCGAACGUUCACACGCCAACGCAUCCGCUGAUAAGCACUAGGAGGGACUCUACUACACAGUGUUAUUACAAAGGAAAGAAAGCGUACACGAGCAAAUUAUCAAGAUUAACGCGUCAAUCAGCGGCCAUAGACGAAUCGAUGCCACCUGCAGGACGUCGCGGGAGUCAGCCGACUUUAUCACCGGAUCCUGAUGAAGGAGAACGAAGAGCUCGACGGGACUCGCUGAGCCCUGAUUCGGCCUGCUCACCGAGGCGGCGCGAUUCGAGGAGCCAUCUGAGCCCGGACAGGAACGUCGAUAAAAGAGAUCUCAGUCCUAUCAGGUCGCAGAAGCACCAGCUGAGACGGCAGUCGACGUCGAUGGCCGGUCGGCCAGCAAGAUCGCCGGACAGCUCCUCCUGUUCCUCGAGGGAGCCGAGUCCGUGUGCUCGAGCUCCUGGAAGCAUCCAGCAAGCGCCGAUCACGAGAAGACAGUCGAUGACCGGCGAAAUCCUGAUGUCGUGUGGUUUCCGGCGGCAGAGCACAACGGAGGAAAUGAUACGGUGCCGAAAUUUUCGAAAGCAGAGCUCCCAAAGCGACGAGGCGGUGCAGAGAUAUAAAGGACGAAGGGACAGCUCGGCACAGAUCACCGAUGGCACGUUCGCGUCGAUGACGGUCGAGACUUCGAGUACACUUUUCGAUAGCAGUACGCAAACUGAGCCGUCGCCGUUGUACGACAACAAUCACCACCAUGAGGAAUGCCUAAAAUGUAACAGCUGCGGCCUGAAUCUCACGGGACCGAAUCAGAAGCGGGCUAGACGGUUCAAGAACCAAAUACUUUGCGAUCUUCACUUCGCUGACGUGGCGCUGAUGGAGUGCUCGGACUUCAUGGAGCAGUUGCGCUGCUUUAAAUCGCAUCAUUUAGGCUGUGAAGUCCGGAGGAGAAAGUCAUCGACCACCCUGAUAUUCCCGUUGCCGCCGCAGGCCUGCUCAGAUGAGUUCUGCACCGAGUUCCCGCACAACCUGGUGCCAGGCGCCGGUUACUGGAUCGAGUGUUCCAGGCAGCAGAUCAUGACGGACACGAUCUGGGACGAGAGCGAAAGUGGAGACGCGUCCGACCCAGAACAACCGGACGAUCAGGAAUCGUCGCAAAGACGGCAGGACAACAGCAAUUGCUUCUACGAGGAGCCGGAAGACGGGCUGGACAAGGUGCCUAAGAAGAAAACGACCAUCGAGGAGCAAUGGGAGAAGAAUCAGGGGUUCGAGCUCACGUCCGUCGAGCAGGAGACCUACGAGAAAUACUUCCAUCAGCGGGAGCACUGGAAUUACUUCACCAAAGACGAGGACCUCGGACCGGUGAUACUAAGCAUUAAACAGGAAACGCUGAACGGCCGGGAUCAAUUCCGGAUCCUCGUUAGGGCGACCAACUACACCGUUCACGGCCUGAUCCCGGCCAGUUGCGUCUUCGCUGAUCGAUACAAUCGCGAGGAGGUAGUCCGCAGCCUCGGCAAGGAGGUGAACGUGAAUCCACCGUUCACGCUGGGCCAGUUGCCGGACACUCAGGAGGAGCUGCUCAAAUUGGAUCAGGUAUUCAUAAAGUCCGAGCUGAAGGUCGGCGUGAUCUACGUUCAGGAGCGCCAGUGCACCGAGGAGGAAAUUUUCGACAACAACGAAAACUCGCCCCUCUUCGAGGAGUUCAUGCAGAUUCUUGGUGAUAAAGUACGACUGAAGGGCUUCGAUAAGUAUAAGGGCGGCCUGGACAUCACCCACGACUUGACCGGCUUGUAUUCGGUUUACACGAACUGGAGGAGCAUCGAGAUUAUGUUCCACGUUUCCACGCUGCUGCCUUACGAGAAGAACGAUCCCCAAAAGCUCCAAAGGAAAAGGCACAUCGGCAACGACAUAGUGUGCGUCGUUUUCCUAGAAGCUGAUAACACUCCAUUCAGCCCGGGCUGCAUAAAAUCGCAUUUCCUGCACACGUUCAUUCUGGUGCGAGUCAGUCCCCGUAUAAAGAGGAAAAUCACCAGGUACGAGGUGUCCGUCGUAACGAGGGACGAAGUCGGUGCCUACAAGCCCUAUCUUUGGGAACAGAAUGUCUUCGAGAAAGGACCGAUGUUCCGUGAAUGGAUUCUGACGAAAAUCGUGAAUGGCGAGAGGGCGAGCUAUUCGGCGCCGAAAUUCGCUCGGAUGCAGGAAAGAACGAGGAGUCAGAUGCUGGAGGACAUCGUGGCCAAUUUGGCUAACCAUGCGGAGACUGGGCAAAUUCCGAAACCGUACAGACGUGGUUCCUGGAGACCAAUCGGUCACAUGAGACCGUCCUCGCCGCUUUUGGACUCUGUCAGGGAUCAAUUCGAGGACUACGAUCAGCUUGCCAGGGACUUCACGCGAGUGUUCUUGAACAAUCAAGAAAACACGUCGUUGAACGCGAAUUUGUUCGACGUUUCUUUCUUGGUGCCUGGCCAUCAGAAGCAGAAGGUCCGGUUCAUAGGCGUUAGGGCGAUUCUAGCAGUGAGGAGCAGAGUCUUCCAAGAAAUGCUGUACGGAAUCCAAGCCGGUUUCGGAAGUCCUCAAGUGCCAGUUGCUGAGCUGCUCGCCAGACCGGCGCCAACUUUGCUGAGCCCGCAAAAACCGCGAAGUUCGAACUUCCUCCAAGUUCCCGACCUAGAGACUCCCAGACCUAAAAGUGUGCCGUCCUCGCCAAUGGUGAAACGAGCGUUCUCGAGGCUCGGAACGAUCACAGCGGGCUGGGGAAGAAGCAUCCGGAAGCACGGUGGAGGGAACACGCUGCAGAGCGAGGACCGUAAACGAUGGGCCAGUUCCCAGGACUGCAGCAAUAAGGAGGCAAAGGAGAAAGAAAAGGCCGCCCAACAGCUGGCGGUUCCAAGGCUCAGCGUGUUCGUGGACGCUCAGAAGGUUGACAGAGCAAAAUUAGCCCAGACAGAGUUUGACAUCAUCGAAUUCGAUCCAGAGACCUUCAGGAUCCUCCUGGACUACCUGCACACGGGCUCUUGUCCUCUAACUUGCAGCAACAUACCUGGUCUGAUCUGCGCAGCGGAGCAUUACGAUCUGCCGGAUCUCCUUCAGGCGUGUUUCCAUCACGCGAAACAGUUCCUACGGAUCGAGAUCGUGUGCGUGAUGCUAUGCACGUUGGAGAACUACUGUUGGCGGUACACGUCAGCCUCGGAGCUGGUCAACAUGAUCCUCACGUUCAUCGAGACCAGAGCAUCGCAAUUGUUCCUGAACUCGGGUUUCUUGACCCUAAGCGAGUCGAUGGUGCAGAUGAUAAUGUGCAGGAGCCUCGAGGUCAGCGAGAUCAUGAAAUUCGAGGCGAUGCUGAACUGGGCCAAGCAUAGGAUAAAGACGAAGACGAAGGUCGUGGACCCGAAGAUGGAGUUCAAGUGCAUUAUGGAGAGACUAAGCAGAGAUCUCAAGCUCUACAGGAUAUCGCCACAGGAGCUAAUCAGGAUCGUUUUACCAUCGCACGCGAUCAAGAACGAGAGGAUUCUCGAGACGCUGAUGUACCAGGCGAAUACCGGAAUGUACAAAAACGUGGACACUUAUUUAGAAACGUACGAGAAGAACAUACAGAAUCAAGAUAGUUUCGAUUGCGGAAUGUAA
Messenger RNA from Dufourea novaeangliae, 4833 nucleotides. RefSeq lists its product as uncharacterized. The transcript is spliced from 20 exons. The coding region runs from base 1 to 4833 and encodes 1610 amino acids. Lineage: Eukaryota; Metazoa; Arthropoda; Insecta; Hymenoptera; Halictidae. Gene Ontology annotation, biological process: activation of GTPase activity; regulation of small GTPase mediated signal transduction. Gene Ontology annotation, molecular function: protein binding; GTPase activator activity. Gene Ontology annotation, cellular component: cytoplasm. The record is from RefSeq and is a predicted model, not a curated record.